Molecule: messenger RNA, 4940 nt
Organism: Struthio camelus australis
Lineage: Eukaryota; Metazoa; Chordata; Aves; Struthioniformes; Struthionidae
Source: RefSeq, a predicted model, not a curated record
AUGUGUAGACUCUCAAUUCCUAACCGAAAGGUCUGCACUUGGAAAACAGGGAGCUCCCAGCUGCCUUACGUUGCUGGGAGCAGCUCAGUUGCUUCAGAUCCCACAGUUACUGCUAAGGAGAACCACAUCCAUGAGAAGCUGGUAUCUCUUAGUUUGCUUCAGAAAGACUUUGUGCCUUUUCUGCUGAAUUUUUUAAGGGAGCAGACCAGCCAGAUCCUCACUAAUGGACCCUCUACUCCUGCUAAAACCCCUAAUUCCAAGGCCCAUGGAAACCAAAGGAUAGGAUCAGAAAGGAGGGCAGGUCAUGCAACAGGAUCAAACAGCAGCCGGGUGCAGCUCUUUUCCGAAAGGACUUCGGUGACCUCCUGCGCCUCAGAUACCAGCUUUUCUCCUGCUGCUGCAUCCAGUGGCUCCUCUUCCUUUUCUGGGUCAAACCUGUCUAGCCCUUGCAGUGACUUCCCUAGCAUGGUCUCCACUAGCAGCCCAAGCUUUGGAUACAGCCCUGCACUUAACCACAGUGAGAAGCGCUCAUCGCAGAAGGCCAGUUUGGGGAGCUUCCUUACACCCAUGCCUGAAGCCCCACCAAUGAGGCGAGGCAGAAGGAAAGGCAACAGCUCAGUCAGUGCCUCUGGCCGGCAGGUAGUUCGGGACCUAGGGCGUUCCCUGGCUGAAGACGAAGAUGGAAAAAGUGAGAGUACAUCAUGGAGCGCAGGGAGAAGGAAGCGGAGUGAAGCGCCUCUUGUUUCUGCCAGAUCCCCACCCAGCCAGCUAAAUCUCAACAAUUUGGAGGAGUUUCCACCCAUGGAUGCUGCCUCUGGCUGGACAAACAAAAGCAAACCAUCAAGGCGGAUCAACCCAACUCCUGUAAGUGCUGAGCGCCCCCUCUCAAAACCAAAGAUGUGCUUCACUUCUACACCUGUCAGCCAGUCUCCAGCUGCUCGAUUUCCAUCUGGGACAAGCCUUGAAGCCUUCACUGCUGUCCAGGAAGGAAAUCUUACUUCUGUGGUAGGGAGCAGCCUUCAAGAGGAGAGGGAGAUGCUGAAGAAAGAACGAUGCAAGCUGCUGCACCAGGCGUCUUCUCCUGCUGGGCUCUCUCUUGAUCCUGGUACUCCUACUAAACCUAGCUACGCUCGCAGUGCUAGCCUCUCUGCUGAAAGUCACCUGGUGACCUGUGCAAAUCCUGCCAAGGUUUCCUGCAAGAAACAGUUGGAGUGUCUGGCGCAGCUCUAUUCAUCUUGUAUAGCAGAAAACUUGGUACCAAAUAUUUUUCUGGAGCUCUUUUUUGUUCUGCAAUUGUUAACGUCUAAAGGCACUUCUGCAGAAGAUGGGGAGAGCGACCUUGAAGUCAAUGAAAGAAGUGAAGAUGCCUCAAGGAAACAGCAUUUCCGAAAUGUGCACAACUGUGUUUAUUUUGCUGUUCAAGUGUUGGAUUACCAGUAUGAAAUUAUUUCCCAUUUAGAAAAGGGGACGCUGAAGCUCUUGGCAGAAAAUGAACGGAUUGCAUCUUUUUCUCCCACCUUGCACGAGAGGCUCAGGCAGGCUUAUGAAAGCAGCACAGCCAAGGUGUCUCUCCUGCUGCCAGGCUCUGUACAAUCUGUUUCUUUCCAGCCAGAAACUGACAAUCGCUCUAACUUUCCCAGUGACAGAGCAUUUCAUAUAUUUAAGAAACAAAGGGAUAUCUUUUAUGAACUGCUGCGUGAAUGGGAGGAUAACCAUGAAAAAACUGGCUGGGACUUUGAAAGAGUUCUGGGCAAUAAGAUCAGGGCCAUGAUGGCUCACUUAUCUGCAACCUGCAACCACAGCCACUUUGCCAGGCUCUUUCAGAAACAGCUCAUCCAGAUGUGUAAAGGUCCUAUUGGCGGUGGCACGAGCUGGGGAGACACCCCAGACCAGGAUGUUCUUAACAUGCUGGGUUCUGAUAACCUGAGCCGGCUGAAGAGACUGCAGGAAAGAUUUGUCGUUCCUCAGAGCAUCAGAGGACCUUGCCCACCUCCUUCGUUCACAGGAUGUCAGCAAUUCUUCAGGGACUUCAUCCUCAGCGCAGGCAGUUACCAGUUCAAUCAGCACCUGGUGGAUAGCCUGUGCCUGAAGAUACUUGAACUAGAUGGCCUUACUCUGAUAGAGCAUGAGCACAGUGAUGGGGAAGCAGAUAUGGAUGAACAGGAUGAAAAGAAGCGUUUCAGUAUGGUGCUAUUAAGCCUUCGACUCCUUGCCAAAUUCCUGGGGUUUCUUGUUUUCUUGCCAUAUCGCACCAUGGAACAGCCAACUAGAGACCUGCUAGAGUCUGCAGUAGCUUUAAGAAACAGAACCCGGCCAGUACUGGAUGUAUUGAAGCUUCUGAGACAAUCUAUUCGGGACCGACGUGCUAUCCUCACCAUUCCUUGGAUUGUGGAGUUCCUUUCCCUUGUGGAUCACAUAGCUCCUUUUCUUGAUUACUACAGGAAGGUAUUUUGUCUCUUGCUGCAGGUAUACAGGUUAAUGGUCCUUUCUGAAGAUAAGGAGAUGAGUUUCCUGAACAAGCUGCUGAUUCUUGCAGUUUUGGGUUGGCUUUUUCAGGUGCCAUCAGUCCCUGAAGAGUUAUUCUUUACCACUGAUGUCAGGCAGGAGGGAUUGAUGAUGGAUACUGUAACAUCCACUCGGGCUUUGGACUCUGUACCCUUGGUGGAUCAGCAGUUACUUUAUACCUGCUGUCCCUAUCUUGGUGAGCUGCGGAAAUUACUUGCUUCUUUUGUGGCUGGCAGUGGAGCAAAGAAUGGUGGCUUUAUAAGGAAAAUCACUCCGACAGCUGCAGAGUCCUUGGCACCCAAACCUUCUGUCACACGAAGAAAAUUGCAGGCAGAGUUGGAACAGGCCUUCUUCCACAACCAGCCCCCCUCCUUGCGGAGAACAGUUGAAUUUGUGGCGGAGAGGGUGGGAUCCAACUGCGUUAAGCACAUCAAAGCAACGCUGGUAGCUGAGUUGGUUCAAAGGGCUGAAGUCAUGUUGCAGGAUAAAGUGAAGGAGGAGGAUGCUAAUCAUGACAAGCUGCUGGAAGAGGUGUGCGCUCUUCUGUAUGAGGAAGGGGCCCAGGCACUCAUCAGAGGCAGAGAGUUUUGCAAAAAGAAAGGUCCUGAGGCAGUAAGAGUGUUAUUGCCAGAAGAGACAUCUGCAGCAGUUUUGAAUAGUGCAGAAGAUAUUGCAGUGGAACUGGCUACUGAGAAGGCCUGUGGCUGGCUUUCCGCCAACAUUGCAGCGCUGAUCAAAAGAGAAGUGAAGGCAACCUUCAACAGAAUGCUGAAAGUGCCAGGACUUCCCUUGCCCGGAGAGGAGGCUCUGGAGUUGAGAAGGGACUGUCCCCCAGGCUGUCAACAUCAUGCUCCAUUUCCCUCCCAAAUCAUCAAUGAGAUAAAGGAUGUACUCUGCAUUGCUGUGGGCCCACGGGAUGAAGGUGAAGUGAUUGACUAUGUCUGGCUGGAGUGCUUGCUUGGAAGACUGAGUCAGACGCUUCGGUGCAGAAAGUUCAUGUGUCCCACAUCAGAACAGCAGCUGGCAAAGUGCACGGUCGAGUUGGCUUCUUUGCUGGUUUCAGAUCGCGUUCCUCUGUGUCUGGGGCUCAAGUCCCCAGAGAAGAGCUCUGAGAGGCUACGAGUAAAGAAUAAUCCUACGUAUGGCCUUCUGAAACAGCUGCUUUCUGUCUGGAAGGAAGACUCUGUUGCAGAAGUCAAACAGCGAGAGUGGGAUUUGUUCCUUUUCAUGCUUCGUGGUCUUGUAGAACACGAUCUAAUGGGAAGUAGUGAAAUAGAGAGUUGCUUGCAUAGCCUCGAAGAGCUCCCUUGGCCCUCAGAUUUCUUAAAAGAACUGGAAAUACUGUCUAGAGUAUUUGUAUCAGAACAUCAUCUGGAAGAGCCCAGGACUAACCCAUGUGAACUGGCAAGACAAUCUCUAGGUACUGUGACAGCACAAAGCUAGUGGAGAUGGACUCAUUCAUAACUAAUGAAAAUGCAAAUGGAAUUUUAGUAUUGCUGAAGGCAUUGUGGGCUCCUUGUUGGGAGAGUAGCACAUAUGAGAGGUCACUGUGCAAAUACUGCACUGGUCUUUCUAUUGAUGGAUGUGUUGCAGUGGUGACUAUUCUGAAGGAUUUACAUCUGCAAAUGGAGCUCUCCAAGUCAAAAGGCGUUUAAGCACCUUGAUCAUGGCUCGCAGUGGCUGAUUUUUAGACUCAAAUUCCUUUCAUAUCUGUACAGAAACAAGCUGUGACGAGACCCAGGAAUCAAUUCAUUCAGGUGGAUAAAAGUUACUUUGAUCAAGACAGAUGGCUUCCUCGUGGCUGUCAUUAGUUAAAUGUGACUUGUCAUGCUGUCUUUUAACAAAAACUGUACUGUCAGGGGAAGGAAGAGGUGAAUUUGUAUGACAUGGAGAUGAACCUAUAUUUAUUUUUCACUGUAAGCUCAAUUUUGAAGGUUUGAUUUUAAUUUUCUAAGACUCAUAUUUUAAAAGUGAAACCAUAUUAAAUAUGUACACCAGAACAUUGAUGGUAUUAUUCUUAAAGGGUUUAUGAUGUGUUGUUUUUUUUUUUUCUCUCCACUUCUUGAUGGAAGCAUAACUUGUAAUUUCCUGGGGUUUUUAAUGGAAAUAAGGGAGAAAUAUCUGUUUAUAUUUUUUACUGAAUACAGAUUGACAGUAUUUUUAAGAAAUGUUUUUAUAGUAUGUGAGCAUAAAUGGCAUGUAGCCAUUCACUGUUUUUUAUAAUCCUUCUUGCCUUGAGUUUUGAUUUUUUCAGACAGGAAAUGCUGCAGCAAGAGAAACUACAGAUUGGAAGAACAGACAGGAAAAAAAGGUAGUGAAAAAAAGCAUUAAGUGAUGUCCUCCAGAGAGCUGAUUUGUCCUCCUCUUCAUGGAGGACAGUGGGCUUUAUCAUCCUCUCUGGAUAGACCAUCAUCAACGGUGUCACCUUCCUAUUA